Messenger RNA from Effrenium voratum, 405 nucleotides. The record is from the annotation of a GenBank genome assembly. Lineage: Eukaryota; Dinophyceae; Suessiales; Symbiodiniaceae.
AUGUCGGCAGGAUAUGGCGGUUCGGUUCCUGCCACCAUGAAAGCGGCUGUGGUCGAGGAGUUUGGCAAGCCGUUGGUGGUGAAGGAUGUGCCCGUUCCAGAGCCCGGUCACGGAGAAGUUCUAGUGAAAGUUAUUGCGUCGGGGGUGUGUCACACGGACUUGCAUGUGCGCGAUGGUGACUGGCAUGUCAAGCCGACACUCCCAAUCAUUCCGGGACAUGAAGGUGCCGGUGUUGUCGUGAAGCUGGGGCCGAAUGUCACGACCCUGAAGAUUGGCGAUCGUGUGGGCCAUGCCUGGCUUCAUGACUCCUGCGGAGGCACCAGACGGGCUUCUUGGCGAACGGAUGCUUCGCUGAGUACACCAUUGCAGAGGCAAACUACGUGGGCAAGAUCCCUGACAACGUGA